This is a messenger RNA of Venustampulla echinocandica, 2685 nucleotides long. RefSeq lists its product as uncharacterized. Bases 1 to 2685 code for a protein of 894 amino acids. The record is from RefSeq and is a predicted model, not a curated record. The transcript has a single exon. NCBI's taxonomy places the organism in Eukaryota, Fungi, Ascomycota, Leotiomycetes, Helotiales, Pleuroascaceae.
AUGGAUAUGGACGACCCUUGGGGCUCGCCUUGGGCAGAUGAAAUACAGCCACCGCGUCCGGUGAAGACCACCGAGCAGUUCGACAGAGUUAGAGAAACACCGAGAGCUAGAGACCCCGUUCAAGCAUCUAGCUUGGCUUUGCAAGACCAGACGAAAUCCUUUUGGGGCGGUACGAACGCGGGUGUAUCCGCCAAUCAUGAUGAUGCGGGUUUUGGAGACUGGGCUGCUGUGCCAUCAAGUUCGGGGAUUUCACUGGAGAGCCCCAAUGAUGGAUGGGCAGGAGGUACGGAGGACAACAGCAGCGAUAAGGGGUUGAAUAAAGCACAUACAAAUGGAUUUUCAACUGGGUGGGAUGAUGCAUCCACGGCGCUGAAGGGUCCUGCUGUGAAAUUAGGGCCGAGUCUCUUACCAGAGUCUACGAACAUCGCUCGACAUCCCUCACCCGAUCCAUGGGCGUUCAUACCGGAGACUGAUGCAAAGAGCGACACAAAUAAUACUCCUACGGAAGGGUUAGAAGACCAAGCUCAAGCCAAUCGCUCUCCGACGAUCCAGCAUACCCAAGACGAUCCGCAUAACGACCAGGGCUGGGAGGACCAUAGCUUAACGAUAGCAUCCGAAGCAUAUACUGCGCCAACAAUACCGGCAAGCGAUAAUGAGGACGAUGAAAGUGAGAAGGCGACCGAGGAGGGGAUUCAUCACGGCCCUAGCGAUUUGAUCGCGCGUCCUAAUCCAUCUCCAAGUCACCAGGAUAUCGGUCCUACGUCCUCGAUACCAUCGUCUUCUCCGUCAGAUCGGAGCCAACAUGACGGACAUUUCCCAGAGUCUCCACGGACCUCUAUGGACGAGGACCCGAAACGACCUCGGGUACCUAGAAAAUCUUCCUCGAAGGUACAAGAACUUGUACAGCACUUUGAUACUUUGGCUAUGGAAGAGGAAACCAAGGAAACCAUGGAGCUGGCGAGCGGGCAUACAAGUGUCGCAGAGGGACAUAUAAAGAAGGGGGAGGAAUCCGGCGAAUCCCAAGAUGAAGAAGAUGGCGGAGACGACUUUGGAGAUUUCGAAGACGGCUCCUCUGAAGUUGAUGGCUCAGUUUUGGAACCUAGGACACAUGAGGUCGCUUCUCCCAGCCUGGUAUCUAAUACCACAAAGGAAGUAACGGGAUAUCUCUCUCAAGAGGCCCCGUCUCCAGAUCGCCCGCAAAAGAAAGACUAUGGACCCAUUGAAUUCAUCCCCGAGAUAUCUAUUGUGGACCGAGUUUAUCCCGACAUGAACGAGCCGUACUCUGGCGACAAAUGCUUCAUCCCUGAUGUGGUUCCCCACGAUUCUUUUACUUCAACGGAAGAGCGGAAGAUGUGGUAUAGAAUUUCUAGAUACGGCCCUAUGAGGCAACACAACACAGGUGAUGAUGAGAAUUAUGUACGAGUUAAUUGGACAAAAUCCCAAGUCCGAGGGGAAACUCUAAAAGUAGUGGGCCGAUGGAUCGAUGAAGAUCGUAUCAGCGGGCGCGUUGUACUUGGAGGUGGCAGUAAAGCCGGCUCUAUGUUUGGCUGGAACGACACGAAAGCCAAGCCAGCUUCGAUAUCAACUGCCUUUUCAGCAAAGAAAGCAAAAGAGGCCAGAAUCCUCAAGGUUGCUGAACCAGCUGCUGAGGUUCCCAGAGAAUGGCCCAAAGGUCUCGUCAGAGAUCGUUCAACAUCAAAAGGCCGCUCCUCGUCUAAACCUCGCAGACGGAGUUCGGUCAAAUCUAUAAAGACCCCUGAGAAAUCCAAAUCCGAAAAGCAACUGCCAGUUGCAGCCUUUGGUUGGAGCACCGAUAUAAGUUCGGACAGUACCCAAAAACCGUCAGCACGGCGGCCAACUUUAACUCAUCGAUCAUCUGGAUCAACCUCAAGCAUUGUAUCGCCUAUUAGUAAUGCGUCAGUCUCGAUACAGAACGCUCCUUCGAGAAGUUUACCUCAAUCUUCAAGUAGUAAUUUGAAGCCCACAGGUCGUACCCAACAAACGUCAUCUCCAGUUACCACACUACCGACCAUCUUAUCCCCUUCAGUUCCACCACAAUCUUCACAAAUACUAGCAUUAGCACCUACACCCGCGCAUAAUUCCAACGAAGCCGAUGACUGGGGAGAAAUGGUAUCGUCACCGAUAACUGCAACUCCGCCAGUUAUCCAGCCAUCAAAAGGGUUACGCCACAAAAAGUCACAAAGCCUCGGAGGGUUCAUAACGUCAGCAAAGCAAGGGCCAACCUCCCCUCAAGCCCAGGCACCCUACGAGCCAACCCACCGGUCAACAGCUAGCUUUGACAACAUCUUGAUUCCAGAAACUAGGAGUCUUCAAAGUAUUAAAGCUGCUGGCCCAAACAACCCCUCCCACAGCAUGGCCAUAGAUUCAGGUGUCCAAGCCGCCCAACCUGCAGCUGCGGCCCCUAUAGCAAGCAAUGUAGAUCCCUGGGCUUCAGCAGACUUCUCGUUCUUUGAGAGUGCAUCUGCGCCACCAGCCCCGCCCGAGAAACCAGCUGUACCGAUACCUAGGACAGUUCCCUCGCGGAUCAUCUCAUCUCCGAGGACACAUAUCAUGGCCAGUGCUUCUACAAGCCGCCGGAAAUCGAGGCAUGAGGUGGAACAGGAUAGGAUUGUGCAAAGCAUCGUGAAGAGCCUACCAGAUCUCUCGUACAUGCUUAAGAGGUAG